This is a messenger RNA of Apis dorsata (giant honeybee), 1046 nucleotides long. Its product is annotated as cilia- and flagella-associated protein 58-like. NCBI's taxonomy places the organism in Eukaryota, Metazoa, Arthropoda, Insecta, Hymenoptera, Apidae. The coding region runs from base 403 to 1044 and encodes 213 amino acids. The record is from RefSeq and is a predicted model, not a curated record. The transcript has 5 exons.
UAUAUAAAGAUCGUUGAAAUAAUUGAAUAGUAUAAACAUAAAAUAUAGAAUAUAAUAAAUAAAUUCGUAAUAAAUUCGAUAAUAAACAGAAAAUCUCAGACAUGGGAUCAAUCGCCAAUAUCGAAGCUAUUUAAAACGGAAUCUAAAACUGAUUUCUUCUAAUAUUUGUUGUCUCUUAAGUUUGAUUAUGGCUAUCGUAAUAUUCGAAGACACGAAGGAAAAGAAAAGAAAAAAAGAAUCGGUCGUAAAUUUCGUGGAUCCUAAAGUUCGUGAUAAAUAUCGCGCGGCCAGUGGCGCGGCUAGGACGAUGCGAGCGAGACUAGCGUAAGCACGUCGGAGGGCAGCUCAGUGAGCAUUACGUUUUGCAAUCUUGAAAAGCAAUACGCGAAGAUACUGGAAGAGAUGAAAACCAAUGAAGCGCUGGCUCCUUACAUGGUAGAAUAUACCAAACUUUUUGAAGCUCUGUAUAAUGCACACAAACUAGAAAAAGAGUUGACGGAAAAAAUACAUUCAUUAAAGGAAGAAAAUUUUAUGAAUACACACAAUAUAUUCGAAUUAAAUCAAACAAUUAGAAGAAGGGACGAUGAGAUUGAAAUGUUAAAGCAAAAUGUAAUACGUGUAUUGAAACGAGCAGAUGCCGCUCAUACUCGUGAGCAAAACGCACAAGAUACAAUCGAGAAUUUGCGAUUAAACGUACAACAAUUAAGUCAAGAAAUCGCACAAAAAAAUAGACAAUUAGCUGCUGGUGAAGAUACCAGUAUAGCAAAACAAAAAGAGAAUCUGAUAUUAGAAAAAGAAAGAUUGAUAAGCGAGGUGGAAACAUUAAAGGAACGGUUGAAAAAUAUGACUUUAUAUACAGACGAAUUAGAAAACAGGACCAGCAUUGCAACUCAGAAAAUAUCUGAAUUACAAGAAAAUAUCGAUAUACAUUUAAGCGAAAUCUCAAGAGAACGUCGUGGUAGAUUAAAAGCCGAAGAAGAGGUUCUGCAAUUACAAGAUGAAUUAACCGUAAAAAAAGCUGAUCUCGAGGUAAACAACUUUUAAAA